Messenger RNA from Plasmodium relictum, 8694 nucleotides. Its product is annotated as NAD(P)H-dependent glutamate synthase, putative. Lineage: Eukaryota; Apicomplexa; Aconoidasida; Haemosporida; Plasmodiidae. The transcript has a single exon. Bases 1 to 8694 code for a protein of 2897 amino acids. The record is from RefSeq and is a predicted model, not a curated record. Gene Ontology annotation, molecular function: iron-sulfur cluster binding; oxidoreductase activity, acting on the CH-NH2 group of donors, NAD or NADP as acceptor; glutamate synthase activity.
AUGGGCAAACAAAAUGCUAAUAAAGGUUUGUAUGAUAGUAGAUAUGAAAAAGAUGCAUGUGGGGUAGGUGUUGUAGCAGAUAUUAAUGGAAAGUGUUCUAGAAGUAUAAUUCAAAAAGCAUUGCAAAUAUUAUUAAGAUUAAGUCACAGAGGAGGUGUGCAAUCAAAUGAUGGAGAUGGUGCAGGCAUUUUAGUUGGCAUACCUCAUGAUUAUUUUCAAAUGUUAAGUGACACUUGUCAAUUACCUUUUUUGUUACCAGAAAAGGGGGACUAUGCUGUUGCACAAAUUUUUUUACCACAAAAUGAAGAAAGAAGACUUUAUUUAUACCAUGAAAUAGAAAAAGAAGUAUACAACCAUGGGCUAGUUGUUUUAGGAUGGAGAUCACCAAUUCCUGUGCGUAGAGAUGUCAUCAGUGCCAAUGUAAAAAAAAGUGAACCUUUUAUUGCUCAAAUGUUUGUAUGUAAAAGAUCUGUUUUUAAGAAUUAUGACGAUUUUAAUAUUUAUCCAUUUUCGGAUAUUAAUUUUACAGAUGAUACAAAUUUGAACUUAAAUGAUCUUCCAGAUGACAUUGAAUUGCUUACUUUUUUUAUAAGAAAAAAAUUAGUCAGACAUAACGAUAUGUACUUUUGUAGUUUUUCUUCACGUACAAUUGUUUAUAAAGGACUGUUAACACCAUCGCAAAUAUAUUUAUAUUUUGAAGAUUUACUAAGUGAGCAAUUUACUUCUUAUUUGGCCAUGGUUCAUGUAAGAUUUUCGACAAAUACCUCUCCUACAUGGUAUGCAGCUCAUCCAUUCAGGAGAAUAUGUCACAAUGGUGAAAUAAAUACUAUAAGUGUUAAUUCUAUAUUAUUUCAAGCACGAAUGCAAUCAGCCAAAGCUCCUGAUUUUUUUAAAUCGGUUACAAUAAAAGAUUUAAGACCAAUAAAUGAAGAGAACUAUAUUAUUUAUGAUAAUGAUGAUGAAAUAUUACAAAAAAAAGAUACUUUUGAAGAUAUUAUGUUAACACAAAAUAGACUAAAAAAAAAAUCAAGAAGAAAUUUACUCUUAAAAUUAAAGAGAGAUUAUACCUAUAACAGUUCAGCAUUACACUAUAAAAUAAAAAGAGAAUACAUGAACUCUGACAUAAAUAGUAACUCGGAAUUUUUAAGUAAUGUAAACGAAUGUUCAAAAAGUUCUUCAGAUGAAGAAAUGGACAUUAAUGAAGAAUAUAUAAUGAAUAAUUUAAAGGAAAAAAACAAUAAUAAAGAUUUUGGAAAAUCUAUGAAGACUCAGUUAAAACAUGGAGAAACUAAAAAAACUAAAGGUGCAAUUAGCUUUGCUUCUGAUUCUUCCAUUUUAGAUAAUGCUAUAGAGUUUUUGGCUAUGACGGGAAGAGGAAUAGAACAUGCUGUUAUGAUGUUAAUGCCACGAGCAUAUCAAAAAGAUCCUAAUAUAAGUCCUUUGGAAAAAGCAUUUUAUGAAUAUCAUACAUGUAUAAUGGAACCAUGGGAUGGACCUGCUUUAGUUAUUUUUACUGAUGGAUACAAAUUAGGUGCAUCUUUAGAUAGAAAUGGUUUAAGACCAGCUAGAUAUAGUAUUACCAAUGACGGAUUGUUUAUAUUAUCUAGCGAAACUGGUGUUGUAGAUUUAUCAUAUGAUAAAAUUACUCAUAAAGGUUCUGUAUAUCCAGGAAAAGUAGUUCUUAUAGAUUUUAAAGAAAAAAAAUUUUUAAGGCAUGAAGAGGUUUUAAGUAAUUUUUUAAAAUUAAAGCCUUAUAAAAAGUGGUUAGAUCAUUAUUCUAUAAAUUUAGAUAAUAUUAUAAAACCUGGUUCUAAUAUGGAAAAUAUUCGUAUGAAUGCUUAUAAGUAUGGUGCAAAGUUAAAUAAGGAAAAUUUUGAUGAUGACAGCAAAAAGGAUCUAGAUUAUUAUGAUGAAUCUUUAAUCAAAAAAUUAAAAGCUUUUGGCUACACAUAUGAUGCCUUUAAUAUUAUUAUUUCUCCUAUGGUAAAGCAUGCUGCAGAUGGUUUAGGAUCUAUGGGUAAUGAUACAGCUUUCCCUGUGCUAAGUUAUUUACAUAGAAAUUUAUUGUACUAUUUUCAACAAACAUUCGCUCAAGUUACUAAUCCAGCUAUAGAUCCAAUAAGAGAAGAAAAUAUUAUGUCCCUAAUGAGUAAUUUAGGAAAAGAAGGGGAUAUAUUGCACUGUACAUAUGAAAAUUGUCAGCGUAUAUUUAUAAACGGACCCAUAUUAAAUGAAGCACUCUAUAAUAUGUUAUUUCAAUUGCCUGACUUUCCAUAUAUUAUAAUUGAUAUGACCAUAGAUUUGGAUAAAAUAGAAGCCAUGAUGUCAGGUGAAUAUUGUGAUGAUACUAAGAAUGACACAAAAAGUACUCCAUUAAAAAAAAAUAAUGCAGAUUCUUUUAAGUUAGAAGAAGAAAAAAUGAAGAAUGUGAAGGAAGAGAUGAAUAAAAAAAAAAUAUCAUCAAAAUAUUUAAUUAAAUUUAUUGAUAACAUUAAUACAAAAGUUGAAAAUGCUGUUCGAAGAGGAUUUCAAUUAGUUAUUUUAUCACAUAGCAACGUAAGUGAAACAAAAGUUCCUAUAUUUUCUAUAUUAAUUGUGGGAGCAUUACAUAAAUAUUUAUUAAGUAAAAAUUUAAGAACGAAAUGUUCUCUUAUUGUUAAAGCUGGAGAUUGUUUUGAGAUACAUCAUCUAGCUGUACUUUUAUCCUUUGGUGCUGAUUGUAUCUAUCCUUUUAUACUAUAUGAAAGUCUUCAAUUUAUAAAAUAUGGAGAUAAUGAAGCAAGAUUAAGUAAUAGUCAAAUGAUAAGUAAUUACAGGCAUGCAGCGAAUUAUGGUAUAUUGAAAAUUAUGUCGAAAAAUGGAAUAUCUACAUUGCCAAGUUAUAAGGGUUGUGGUUUAAUGCAACCCUUAGGCAUAUCAGAUGAAAUAUUAAAAAAGUGCUUUAUAAAUGUAUGCGAUUCUAUUAUUGGUGGAGUGACAUUUGAAUUUGUUGAAAAAGAAAUAUUAAGUAUAUUUUAUAAUGCAUAUCCAAAAAGAAUAUUAUCAUUAAAUGUUAAAGAUGCAAUUGAAGAGUUAGAUGACUAUGGUGAAUAUCAUUUUAGGAGUAUAGGAAAGACGCAGAUGCAUAUGAAUCAUCCGGAGACAAUUAGUUUAUUACAAAAAGCAACUAGAACAGCGAAUAUAGAUACUUAUAAAAAAUAUUCAGAGUUGCAGAAUGAAUUAAUAAAUCAUUGUGAAAUCAGGGGACAAUUAGAAAUAAAUUACAAAAAAUGUCCAUCUUAUAACAAAAAAAAAAAAAGAAAUGAACCUAUAAAUAUUAAUUUAGUUGAGCCCAUUAAUAAAAUUUUAUUGAGAUUUUGUACUGCAGCUAUGUCUUUUGGAUCUUUAUCUGAAGAGGCACAUACAACAAUUGCCACUGCCAUGAAUAGUAUAGGAUUAAAAUCAAACACUGGUGAAGGUGGAGAACCAGAAGAUAGAAUUAAAACAGCACCAAAUGAACCAAAUACUAGUUCUGCUGUGAAACAAAUAGCAUCUGCUCGAUUUGGUGUAACUGCAUAUAGCUUAGUAAAUGCACAAGAGUUACAAAUUAAAGUAGCUCAAGGAGCAAAACCAGGAGAAGGAGGAGAAUUACCAGGAUAUAAAGUAAGUGCCAGAAUAGCUUCAGUUCGUAGAAGUACACCUGGUAUUGGUCUAAUUUCCCCUCCACCUCAUCACGAUAUGUAUUCUAUUGAAGAUGUUGGGCAAUUAGUAUAUGAUCUAAAAAAUAUAAAUAAAGAAGCAAAAAUAUCAGUUAAAUUAGUUUCUAAAUUAGGUAUUGGUGUUAUUACUUCUGGUGUUGUUAAAGGAAAUUGUGAACAAAUUUUAAUAAGUGGCAUGUCUGGAGGUACAGGUGCUUCUAAAUGGACCUCCAUUAAACAUACUGGCUUGCCUUGGGAAAUUGGUUUAGCAGAGGCACAUCAAACUUUAUGCAAAUCUAAAUUAAGAAAAAGAGUUAUAUUACAGAUAGAUGGCCAAUUAAAAACAGGUAGAGAUGUAAUAUUAGGCGCUUUAUUAGGAGCAGAAUCUUUUAGUUUUGCUACUCAACCAUUAAUUUCAUUAGGCUGUAUUAUGAUGAGGAAAUGUCAUUUAAAUAUAUGCCCUGUAGGUAUAUGCACACAAGAUCCUGAACUAAGAAAAAAAUUUGCAGGAAAACCAGAAUAUAUCAUUAAUUUUUUCUUUAUGUUAGCAGAAGAAAUAAGAGAAUACUUAGCUCGCAUGGGCUUUCGUAAGUUUUCUCAAAUUAUAGGUAGAUCCGAUUUAUUGAAAAAAAAAGAUCAUUUAAAAUAUGAUGAAAAAAGAAAAUUGUUAGACUUUUCUAAAUUGUUAUUUCCAGGAUGGAAAUAUUAUGCUGAAGAUGAAAUUAAAGAUGAUAGUAAUAAAAGAUAUAAUAAAAAUGUAAAUGAUAAAAAAAGAAACAAUACUAAUUCAUUGUAUUUAAGUUCUAAAUAUAAAGGAUCCAAUUCAAGUCUAAAUGCUUUGAGUAAAAUGGGAAGAAAACAAGUGUUAAUAAAUGAGAAUUAUAACACUAUUAAAAAAUAUGAUAUAUCAAAAGGGGAUGGUGGAGAAUAUAAAAAAAAAAAUACAAAUAAAGAAGAUACAUUCUCUUUGAAUGAAGAAUAUGAUGAAGGUGAUGCAGAAGAUGAAAAAGAAGAAAAUGAGGACGAUGAUGAUGAAGAUGAAGAAGACGAAGACGAAGACGAAGACGAAGAUGAAGAUGAUGAAGAUGAAGAUGAAGAUGAAGAAGAUGAAGAAAAUGAUGAAGAUGAAGAUGAAGAGGAAGAGGAAGAGGAUGAUGAAGAAGAAGAUGAAGAAGAUGAUGAUGAAGACGAAGAAAAGAAAGACAGAAGUGAUAUAGAAAAAUGGAAAGAAGAGAAAGAUAAGAAGGAAAAAAAAAAAAAAAAAAAUAAACAUAUUUAUGAAGAAAAUGAUUUUAAUAAUGAAAACACAAAACUUGGAAAAAUAAAAUAUUAUAUGUCUGCUAAUAAUAAGAUAAAAAAUAAGAAUGUAUCAAAUAAGCUAUUGAAAAGAAAAAUGAAUGAAAAAAAAACUCAUGGAAAAAAAAAAAAAGCAAAACCAAUGCCUAUAUUUUGUUGUGAGACACAAAAUCAUAAAUUAUCAGAUAUUAUUGAUAAAGAAUUAAUAAGAAGAUCUAAAAUAGCUCUUUUGAAUUGUACUCCUGUAAACAUAAAAAUGCCCGUAAAAAAUACCGAUAGAGCAGUUGGGGCUAUGUUAAGUUAUCACAUAAUUCAAAGAUAUGGUGAAGAAGGAUUACCUAUAGAUACUAUAAAUGUUAAAUUUAGAGGGACAGGUGGUUUAUCUUUCGGUGUUUUUUUAACAAGUGGCGUUAAUUUUGAAUUAGAAGGAGAUGCUAAUGAUUUUGUAGGAAAAGGAUUAUCUGGAGGUAUCAUCUCUGUUCAUUUUCCAAAAAAUGCUUUAUUUAUUAAUGAAUGUCAAAAAAAUAUGAUUGUAGGUAAUUCUGUUUUAUAUGGAGCUACAAAAGGAAGAGCUUUUUUUGCUGGAAGAGCAGGAGAAAGAUUUGCUGUUAGAAAUUCAGGAGCUAUUGCAGUUGUCGAAGGAGUUGGAAGUCAUGGUUGUGAGUAUAUGACUAAAGGUAUUGUAGUAGUUCUAGGGGAAAUUGGAUGCAAUUUUGCUGCUGGUAUGAGUGGAGGAAUUGCGUAUGUAUUAGAUAUUAAUGAAAAAAAUGUUAACCAUCAAAUGGUUGAUUUAAAAGUUUGCAAAAGUAUGGACGAAAAAAUGACACUAGAAAAAUUAUUGCAUGAACAUUAUGAAAGAACUAAUUCAUAUACUGCUAAAAUGUUGUUACAAAACUUCGACGACAAUUUAAAAAGAUUUACUAAAAUUAUCCCCAGAGAUAUUAAGAGGGUUUUAACAGAAGCUUGUAUUGAAUUUGUAAAAACGGGAAAUGAAGAAGCAGCUGCUAUUUUAGAUGAUUGGGCUUCAUUAUUGAAAAGCGUCGAUCAGCCGGAAAAUAUGUAUAAAAAAGCUAUGCAAUUUUUUACAACUAUUUCAGAUGAUAUAUCAGGUCUACCUAAAACAUUAGCAUUAAGAAAUGUUGAUGGUUUAAUAAUUAAUGAUAUCCUGCAGGAUCAUCAUAGUAGAAGAUUAUUGACAUUAAAAAAUUCUACAAAAGAUUUAGAUAAAUGUAUUGAACAUAAUUCAAAAAAAAAAAAAAAUUUUGAUUUUGAAAAACUUAUGCAUAACUUAGAAUUAUGUAGGAGAAAUAAUAGAAAGUGGAGAAGAUAUGCUGAAAUUCCAUAUAAAUGUAAUGCUUUUGCAGAUUUUAAAAAUUCUUUUCCAAAUUCAUUAGAUGAAAAAUCUAAAGAGAUGAUAAAAAAAUAUUUUUUUAAUGAAAAAUAUUUGUUAGAUUUGCAUCUGAAAUCAUUGAAUACCAACAAAUUUAUUGAAACUUUAAUAAAUAGAGAAGAAGAUGAAUACAUUAAUAUGAGCCAAAAACAGAUGAGUCCAAAUAUAUAUUCCCUACAAAAAUAUAUAAGUGGAAAUGAUAAACUUGAUUCAUUAAAAACAAAAUAUCUUUCUGAAGAUCCAUAUAACAUGAAUGACAAAAAUGUUAAAAAUGAGCAAAUUUCAAAAAUUGUAAGCUAUAAUGAUAAAAAUAUAGAAGUUUCGACAUAUACUACAAAAGUACAAAACAAUAACAUAAGUGACUUUAAAAAAGACAAUACUCCUUUAUCAGAAUUUCACAAUUCUGAUGAUAUUAGAACUACUUAUAGGAAAAAUAGUAUUAAUUUUUCAGAAAAAAAAUUAAAAAAAAAUAAUAAUGAAAAUGAGGUAUGCGAUGUAGUACAUAUUAAAUCAUAUUAUGAAAGUUUUUCAAAUAAUAAUCCCUCAAAACCAUUUUUAGUUGCAAAUCCCAAUAAAGUUACAGGAUUUAAAGAUUAUGAAAGGUUAUCUCAUCCUCUUAAAGAUAUUAGUAGUAGAGUACUAGAUUAUUCUGAAAUAAUUGUACCUAUAAAUGUAAAAAGUAAAUUACAUAAUCAAUUACUAAAAACACAAGCAUCAAGAUGUGCCGACUGUGGUACACCAACUUGCCAUUAUCCAAAUUCCAGUGGAGGUGGAUGCCCAUUGGGAAAUAGAAUAUUUGAUUGGAAUAAUUUAAUAUAUGAAAAUGAAUGGAAAAAAGCUUUAGAACGUUUAUUAGAUACUAAUAAUUUUCCAGAAAUUACGGGUAGAGUUUGUCCAGCUCCCUGUGAAGACGCAUGUGUUUUGAGCAUAAAUGAAAAGCCUGUGUCAAUAAAAUUUAUUGAAUUAUCCAUUAUAGAAUGUGGGUUUUUAAAAAAGUGGAUACAACCAAUUAUACCACACACAAGAACUGGUAAAAAAGUGGCAAUCGUAGGGUCAGGACCAGCAGGAUUGGCAGCAGCUCAACAACUGAACAAAGCUGGGCACCAAGUUACUAUUUUUGAAAAAGAUGAAUAUUUUGGUGGAUUAUUAACAAAUGGAAUACCUAAUGUACGUUUAGAUAAGAAAAUUGUAGAAAGAAGACUAGUACUUAUGAAAAGAGAAGGAGUAAUUAUGAAAAAUAAUAUUAAUGUUGGUGUAGAUAUAACUUUAUCUGAUUUAAUAAAAGAUUAUGAUGCAGUCUUAUUAGCUACAGGUUAUAAAAUUCCUAGAAAAUUAGAUAUACCAGGAGCAAAUUUAAAUAACAUAUUUUACGCAAUGGAUUUCUUAACGUCUUGCCAAAAUUCUUUAACAAAAUCAGAUUUAAUGGAUGAUAAUUACAUAGAUGUUUCUGAAAAACAUGUAAUUAUUAUAGGAGGAGGAAAAACAGCUGUUGACUGCAUUAGUUUAGCUAUUCGUAUGGGCGCUGCAAGUGUUUUACAAUUUACCAGACAAGAAAUAGCACCAACAAAUACUACAGAAUACUGGUGGCCAGGAACAAAAAAUAUUUUCAAAGUAGAGUACUCACAUGAAGAAGCUAUCAUUAUUCAAGGAAGAGAUCCAAGAGAAUUUUGUGUAAGAAGCUUAGAAUUUAUUCCAUCUAGUAAAGACCCUAAAAGAGUAUCUGGAAUUAAAGCUAUAAAAGUGAAAUUGAAAAAAAAUACUAGAAAUGAAACGAAUAAACAAAUUAAUAAUAAUACGGUGAAAAAUGAAACAAAAAAACAACAAUCUAAAACUAAUAAAAUAAAAACCAAUAAAAACUCAACAAACAAUACUCAAGAAACUACAACUGCAAGUUCUCAUUCGUCAUCUUCAAUAACUGAGAAUGAUAUAAUUCAGAACUAUCAGCAAAUAAAAACACAUAAAGAAUAUUUUGAUAUACCAUUUACAGAAAGAAUUUAUAAAGCAGAUGUUGUAAUUUUAGCAUUAGGUUUUACUAAAACAGAUGACUCGAUUUGGGAAAAUGACAAUAUUAAAAUUGAACUUGAUAAUUUUAAUUGCAUAAAAACAAACAACAGAAACUAUCAAACUAAUCAUAAAAAAAUUUUUGCAUGCGGGGAUUGUAGAAUAGGAUCUAGUACUGUUGUACAGGCCAUUGCAGAAGGAAGAGACGUAGCCUCAAAGAUUGAUGAAUAUUUAACUAAUUUUGUAUCUAUUCUUCCCCCAUGUAAUACUUAUUAUUAUUAUCCUCGAAACUAUAAGAAUGUACCAUUUAGGUAUUCUUAUUGGGGAUAA